AUGGGUGGCGCAAGCAGAGAAGGUGGCAAAGUCAAGCCUCUCAAGUCCGCCAAGAAGGACAAGAAGGAACUGGACGAGGAUGAAAUUGCUUAUCGCGAGAAGCUCAAAGCCGACGCCAAGGCCAAGAAGGACAUGAUGGAAUCGGCCAAGGGCAAGAAGGGUCCGCUGAACACCGGCCAGCAGGGCAUCAAGAAGUCGGGCAAGAAAUAA
Messenger RNA from Penicillium waksmanii, 210 nucleotides. RefSeq names its product translation machinery-associated protein 7. The record is from RefSeq and is a predicted model, not a curated record. The coding region runs from base 1 to 210 and encodes 69 amino acids. The transcript is spliced from 3 exons. Lineage: Eukaryota; Fungi; Ascomycota; Eurotiomycetes; Eurotiales; Aspergillaceae.